UAGCCUAUACCUAGUGCAUCCUGUGUGUGAUUAGAAGAGAUACUUCCCUUGAUUCGAGUUGAUGUUUAUGCCACUCGGUCGACUCCAAUUAUCCAUUGUGUAUGCUAAUAAAACCUGCAUUAUUGACAAGAGAAUCAAAGUCAGACUUGGAGGCUCAGUCCUUGAUGAGACGUAAUGGAUCUUUCCCCACCUCGGGCUCAGACACAAUCAAAGUCAUCUGAAACCACAAGAAAAACCAAAGAAGAUGGAGAUAGAUGUAGAAAAUCCGGUCUUGAAUGUGUGAAGAAAGACCAAGACCAAGAGCAAGGUCAUCAAACAGAGAAGACCCAAGACGGUCGUUUAAAAAGUGGUCAUCAGCCCACAACCGAUGAGCACCACCGGAGCAGUUCCUCAGAACGUCCGGUCAAGGAUUCGCAGGAAGACAAGGUGGUGGUGACCAUCAACAAGGACGGUCUUAUGCUGCGGGUUCUGCUGAGUGACCGUGUGCCCUACAUGUGCCCUCUGUGUGGCUGGACCUUCACGCAUGCUGCAUCACUCAAACAGCAUGGGGAGGAUAUCCAUGGUUACGAGGAGGCAGAGAAGAUGCAGAAUGGAGGGAGAGGGAACGAGAUCAUUAUAACCAAGUCAAUGGUUGACCAGAGCAACGUUCUUGAAUCCUGCUUCUUGAAAGACGUGUAUCUGCCCGGGGAAGAUGAACAUGGACAAGACAACGCAAAGCCUGCCAUUCAACAAAACAGCAACAUUUGCAUACCCAAGGGUUCUACUCCGGAAAAGGUUGCACACAAGGAAAAAGUUGCACGGAGGGGAGAGGUUUCAGACAACGGCAAAGUUGCAGUCAAGGACAAAAAUUCACGCAGUAAAAAGGUUGCACCCAAAGGAACAGUUGCAGUCAAGGUAAAAUUUGCAGUCAAGGAAAAAGCUGCAGACAAGGAAAAAGUUACACACAAUAGAAAGAUUGCACACAAUGAACGCAAGGAAAGAAUGGUUGUGAAACUAUUAAUGAACUCAAAAGGGUUUACCAAAGAUACUAGGGAUGCCAGUGACAGCAGCAAUGUUCUCAUAGGAGCUGAGACCCGUAUUGUAUCUGCCAAGAGUUCUGAGCUACAUGUAGGUGCAGCAUCUCUCUUAUUACAGGCUAUGAACAGAAAGAAGGAGGUAGAUGACGAAGUGGAAAAGCAGAGUUCAAGCAGGAAGAAUGUGUCUGCUGUAGACGGAUCGCCUUCAGGAGGGUCCUUACCGUCUGAUGAGGAGGAUGCAAUGACGGAAGAGGAGGAGAAGGGAAAGGAAAAGAGAAAGAGGCGGAAAUACAGGCCAAAGUGCUCUAUAUGUGGCUUCAAAUGCGACAGCACAGCACAGCGUUACGUCCACUCUGCACAGGAACAUAAGCUGUUUCGGAAUGCUGUUGAGGCUUCAUUUUAUAUGCCCAAACAUCAAGGUCAGCCUCAGGGAGCUGGAGAUAGCCUCCAGACGGAUCAGACCAGAACAGGAACUGUACAGCAUGAAGUACUGCAUAAAUGCACUCACUGCACGUCUUUCUCCUUUGACAAGGAUACACUGAAGGCACAUCUUGACAGCCAUUGCGGCGGGGUGGACGGAGUGAAGUGCCGUUUGUGCCGAGGGGCCAUAGGACUGUGGGACAAUGACAGAUGCGAGGAAUUGGAAGCCCUCUCCGCCAAGCUUCAAGAGAUAGAGGAUGACGAUCAAGGAUCAGGGUGGGAUCGAAUCAGUUUCAGUAAAGACGGUAGUUGGAGUUGGACAGAAACAACCAGUUGCGAUCGACGAUCAGUUGAGGGUGAUGGAGGCGGCGAUGCAGCAAUGUUCAAAGCUACUGCGGCCGCCGAUGAUAAAUGUAAUGACACAGAGGACAGAGAUGCCUCCCAAGGAGAUAGCAAGAGACAACAGAACAAAGUAACUCCUAAAUCUAGGCGAGUGAAGGCUUAUCCUCCCUUUGUAUCUAGCUGCUACGAAUGUGGUGAGAAGUUCUUCUUUCGUGCUCAUGCCAUGAACCAUUAUCAUCACGCACAUCGUUCAAUCACUUGCAAAGACUGCAAUGCAGUGGUCCCAACGCUGACAGCAUUGAUAUCACAUAGCAUGCAGAAACACAGGACCCGAGGAGUUUUCCGUUGCGCCCAAUGUAAUCAAGCCUUCCACACUGCUGGGAAACUACACUAUCACUUGGAAGGCCAUCUUGGUCUUUUCAAGUGUAAUACCUGUGGCAAGAGUUUUAUGACUUUGAACAAUUUGGAUCUCCAUAAAGCCAAUUACUGCCCUGGUUCCGAAGUUCUAACACCCAGUGAGAAAAGAUUUAGAGUUCGAGGGAAAAAGCCAAUCACCUGUCCUAUAUGCAGAGUAGAAUUUGUCAGAAAGAAUUCUUUCCAUAAACAUAUGGUCCAGUGGCAUCAGGACCAGGCCGCUGUGAUGCCAUUGAAGAAAACCCCUCAGCUCAUUUGUGAAAAGUGUGGCAAAUUUUACAGCAAUAGCACUUCCUUGAAAACGCACAUGCAGAGUCAUACUUCAGAGAAUAUCAUCGUAGCCUGUCCUUUUCCUGGCUGUUUAAAGACAUUUCGAUGCGACAAGAACUUGAGGAUGCAUGCCCAGAUCCACCAGAAGGAUCGUGAAUACAUCUGUGAGCUCUGUGGGAAGCGGUUGAAAAGCUACCCGUCCUUAAAAAGCCACAGAAUACGUCAUCUAGGUGUGCUUCCUUACAAGUGUCGUUACUGCGGGAAGGGAUUCUUGGAGAGCAGAAAAAGGAUUCAGCAUGAGCGGGGCGUGCACACCGGGGACUGCGAGCACAAGUGUGAUGUGUGUGGCAAAGGUUACGCCACUGCCACGGGACUCAAGACCCAUCGGAACAUCCACAGCAGCCUCCGGCCGUUCAACUGCAAUGAUUGUGAGUCAUCCUUUGUUGACAGGUUCUCGCUGAAAUCGCACCAGCGGACACACACCAAACCGUUCCGUUGCGAACACUGUAGCGAGGGUUUCGCCCAGAAGGGAGGGAGACGACGUCACCUGUCCAGAGUGCAUGGCAUCUUUGAACCUGUCCAGAGGUUUCGUACACAAAUUUUCACCCCUGCCUCUUCCAGCUUACAGCUGCAGGGGGUCACUGAACCCAAUGAAGAUCUCGUUGUUACGCAGCCCAUAUUAGAAGAAGAUGUUUCCAUUCAAAUCAUUUAAAGAAAUAUUUGAAAAUCCAACUGUAUAUUUGGAUUAUAGUGCUGCUUCAUCUGGGGGGUGUUUCACAAAGAUCUUAAGUCGAACUUAACUCUAAGUUGGACUUAAAAAUUAUGGAGAACCA
Messenger RNA from Strongylocentrotus purpuratus (purple sea urchin), 3295 nucleotides. Its product is annotated as zinc finger protein 91. The transcript is spliced from 3 exons. Bases 175 to 3174 code for a protein of 999 amino acids. NCBI's taxonomy places the organism in Eukaryota, Metazoa, Echinodermata, Echinoidea, Camarodonta, Strongylocentrotidae. Gene Ontology annotation, molecular function: RNA polymerase II transcription regulatory region sequence-specific DNA binding; DNA-binding transcription factor activity, RNA polymerase II-specific. Gene Ontology annotation, biological process: regulation of transcription by RNA polymerase II. The record is from RefSeq and is a predicted model, not a curated record. Gene Ontology annotation, cellular component: nucleus.